AUGAAGGAUUCAAAAGAAAAACACGAAUCGACGACUGCGAUAGCAAAAGGUAAAGGAGGCGCCAGAACUACUAAUGGAAAGGAUGCGACAGCAAAAAGCGGAACUACCGGUGGAACCUCUUCCAAUACCACAGGUACCGCUACACUCACACCUGGAUCUGGCGGCCUGACUGCCGACAGUAAGGUCACGACACCUAUGGGUCAGGAGGGAAAUGCUACUCAGCAAAGCAGUACUGAUCUAAAAAACUCGAGAAAUAAUAUGAAUGAUCAAAAUGGAAAACAGGAACCUGGCGGUACACCAAGCGCCGGUAAACUCACAUCAGAUUCUACCAGACCGCCAACCGAUAGUGCGGUCAAAACACCACAGAAAAAGGGAAAGCGUGCUAAGGCCAAACGCACUCCUGCUGCGAAGGAAUCUAGACGGUCACCGUCAAAGAGUAAAGAAAAGAAGGCUAAAAAGGCUAAAACUUCCAAAGGUAGCAAGUUAAAAAAGAUAACCACUUUAUUCAAAAAACAUCGCCAACGUGGAAAAAGUAAGGACGAGCCCGGUACGGUGGGCUCGAAAACAAAAGUCGGUCCAGAAGCGCAACAAAAAGAUGUUGACAAAUCAAAACAGCCUCCGCCUGGUGAGGAGGUACAGGAGAGGAAAGAAGAAGGUAAACCAGGGCAACCAUCCCCUAGUGUGGGACUGCAAGAGAAGAAAGAAGAAGGUAAACCAGAGGGGUCAUUGCCUGUUGAGGAAACACAAGAGAAGAAAGAAGAAGGUGAACCGGAGCAGCCAUUACCUAUUGAGGGUCCUCAAGAGAAGAAAGAGGACGGUAAAUUACAGCAGCCAUCGCCUAGUGAGCCAUCACAAGAGAAGAAGGAAGAAGGUAAACCAGAGCAGCCAUCUCCCAGUGUGGGAUUGCAAGAGAAGAAAGAAGAUGGUCAAACAGUGGGGCCAUCGCCUGCUGAGCGACCGCAAGAGAAGAAAGAGGACGGUAAAUCUCAGCAGCCAUCUCCUAGUGAGCUACCACAGGAGAAGAAGGAAGAAGGUAAACCAGAGCAGCCAAUGCCUGGUGAGGAGAUUAAACUGCAGCAGCCAUCACCUAGUGAGGGGUCCCAAGAAAAGAAAGACGCUGUCAAGUCAGAGCAGCCAUUGCCUAGUGAUCAACUGCAAGAAAAGAAAGAAGGUAGACCAGAACAGCCAUCCCCUGGUGAGCUACCACAGGAGAAGAAGGAAGAAGGUAAACCAGAGCAGCCAUUGCCUGGUGAGGAGAUUAAACUACAGCAGGCAUCACCUGGUCAGGGACCACAAGAGAAGCAAGACGCUGGCAGAUCGGAGCAGCCAUUGCCUAGUGACCAAGUGCAAGAAAAGAAGUACGACGACAACCUAAUACAACAGCCGCCUGGUGAGGAGCCUAGGCAAGUACCUGAUCAAGCCGUUCAGCAACCACAGGGUGAGCAACAAUUUACGAGUGGACAAGCAGCCGUAGCUGCGGAGGCAGUUCCGCCUUAUCAGCAGCAGCAGCAGAUCAGCCAAGGACCUGUUCCGGCGAUUGAGAGCACAGCCGCCACCACUGUAGAAUAUCAAGAAGCAUCAGAAGAACCACCUUUAGCGUUAGCGUUUCGAGCACUGGAAGAACCAGGAACCGUGGGCGAGUCAGAGUACCAGAACAAGACGACGUACACAGCCAAAAGUGCGUCCCGCAGUAGAAGUAGAAGUCGCAGUCGUUCUCGUUCUCGUUCUACCUCACGAGUUCAGAUCCCGGAUCACAGACUGUCCCUUAUCGCACCUUUUGUUAUUCGCUCCUGCCAAACUGUACGAGUUGAUCCGGAUAGUGAGCAGAUAAUAAUCUGUUCAAGUAUAGUGUUACACUCAUAUGGUAUGAGUUUUGAUGAACGAAAAGAUGAGCUCAAAAGCCUUGUUAGAGCCCGUCCAGCCGUGGUGAAUGUGAAAACGAUGAAAGAUGAUGAAUUUCAAGAAGAAGGAACUGUGCAGAAUGUACUCAUUGGAAAACAGAUGAUCGUUGUCGAAAGGAAGACGAGACUUUUGAGAAGUGAACAAGAGAGCGGAUUACAAACCAACGAUGUGCGGAAGUACAACCGAGUGACUAAAGCCUGUGUCGAACCCUCCAACACCUGUCCAGAUGCGAAGAGAGUGGAAGGCGUCCUCAGUGUCAUGGCUCAAAAUGGUACGAUAAUAGAGGGAGAGCUGUAUGAAAAGACAGAGCGAGUUGUCUUCAAAAUAGGCGGAAAUGUAUUGAAAGCAUUCAAGAACAAGAAUAGACCGACAAAAUGGGAAAACGCAACUUCUCAGAAGGGAAAUGUUCAGUUCAAAGAGCGUGUUUUUGUAGACGACGACAGCAUCACCAUUGACCGCGAUACAAUCAUCGACGACAGGACUGGCUCUCUUUGGGAUCGAACAACUCCAAUUUAUAAGGAAGAGAAGAGAAUUUAUGACUAUAUGAGGAAGUAUCCCGAUAGAUCUCUUGUUUGGACCGAUACUCCUCCGCUCAAAGAAGACGUUACGCAGCAGAGCGAUGUAACCAGCGAACGAUCUCCCAUGCAGCCACAAGAACAGCAGGCAUCAGAAAAGGAGUCAGCCAAGGAACCGGAAAGGGUCCGUCGCCGUCGAAGUAUCCAGGGCGAGGAGCCACCGGCUGAACCAGCAACGCCAGAGCAGGCUGUGAAGUCUGAAGAAGGAGUUACUACUGCCAAAUCGCCUGCCGAAGGUGCUGAAGCCAAACCGGGAGCUCCCAAGGAAGGAGAGCUUGCGACCGCCCUUGCGCCUGAGGGUGCAGAUGGCAGAUCUGGAACUCCCAAGGUAAGUAUCCCAGACAGGCGAUUGAGUUCCCACUGUUCUCUACGUAGUCGGGAGAUGCACUCGUAA
This is a messenger RNA of Haemonchus placei, 2871 nucleotides long. Lineage: Eukaryota; Metazoa; Nematoda; Chromadorea; Rhabditida; Trichostrongylidae. The record is from the annotation of a GenBank genome assembly.